Musa acuminata subsp. malaccensis (wild Malaysian banana) is the source of this 646-nucleotide messenger RNA. RefSeq names its product abscisic stress-ripening protein 5. Lineage: Eukaryota; Viridiplantae; Streptophyta; Magnoliopsida; Zingiberales; Musaceae. The record is from RefSeq and is a predicted model, not a curated record.
CACCCCCUCCCUCCAUCCGCAGUGCACAAGCAGCGGUCAUAUCCCACUCGGUUCACUUCGCAAGCAACAGCCCUUCGUGCCAAAGAUGUCCGAGGAGAGGCACCACCACCACCUCUUCCACCACCGCCAGGAGGAGGAGAAGCCCUCCGAGGAGGUGGUCUACUCGGAGACCGCCUAUAACCCCAGCGGCGAUGACUACACCUCCGGCUACACGGAGACCGCCGUCGCCGAGUCCGCUUCAGAUGAGUUCGAGAGGUACGAGAAGGAAGAGAAGCAUCACAAGCACAAGGAGCACCUCGGCGAGAUGGGCGCCCUCGCCGCCGGUGCCUUUGCCUUGUACGAGAAGCAUGAGGCCAAGAAGGACCCUGAGCACGCCCACAAGCACAAGAUCGAGGAGGAGAUCGCUGCAGCGGUGGGCGUCGGCAGCGGAGGGUAUGCCUUCCAUGAGCACCACGAGAAGAAGGAUGCCGAGAAAGAGGCCGAGGAGGCGAGCGGACAGAAGCAUCACCACCACCACCUCUUUUGAGGGCGCUAUAUGUGUAUCUAUGCCCUUUAUGAUCCAUCUUAUGCGAUGUCGAUAAUUUGGUGUUUUAUUACACCCCAAAUAAGCACUGAUUUAUCGAGUGCAACAAUAAAGGGUGUAUUU